Molecule: messenger RNA, 507 nt
Organism: Macrosiphum euphorbiae (potato aphid)
Lineage: Eukaryota; Metazoa; Arthropoda; Insecta; Hemiptera; Aphididae
Source: the annotation of a GenBank genome assembly
AUGGUUCAUAGUAUUGAUGAACGAUUUAGCCAGGACACUAUACAAGCUAUACAUGCAGUUGAUAGUUUACUAAAUAUGGAUAUAUCGCAAACAGACCUAUCAUAUCUAUCAAAAACGUUUCAAUGUGAUAGUGAAAAACUAGAAAUAGAAGUAAUGCUAAUAACAAAUAAUUCUACGAUUCCAAAUAAAGACAGUUUCAGUAAUAAAAGUAAAAUCCAUGAAUGGUUAAUUUGGCUGAAGUCUAAUGACCAUUAUAAAUACUUUAACCAAUUUUUUAAUGUAAUUCAAAAGUUUGUAGUGAUCCCAGAAACAAGUUGUACUUGUGAGAGGUCUUUCUCUAAAUUGACCCUAGUCAAAUCCAAAUUAAGAUCUACCAUGAAGCAAGAAAGAUUGAAUGCUUUGGUGGUAUUGACAGUAGAGCAAGAAAUGGCAGUCAAUGUUGAUGCUGAUGCUGUUAUAGACGAUUUUAUAAUAGCGGUAGAUUUUAAGAGACGAAUGUCAUUAUAA